Molecule: messenger RNA, 1998 nt
Organism: Ostreococcus tauri
Lineage: Eukaryota; Viridiplantae; Chlorophyta; Mamiellophyceae; Mamiellales; Bathycoccaceae
Product: Lecithin:cholesterol/phospholipid:diacylglycerol acyltransferase
Exons: 1
Coding region: 1-1998 (665 amino acids)
Biological process (GO): lipid metabolic process
Cellular component (GO): cytoplasm
Source: RefSeq, a predicted model, not a curated record
AUGGCGGUGACGCGUCGAACGACGCGCGCGGGCGCGCGCGCGCCCGGGACGGGGGCGUCGUCGUCGCGAGCGCCGCGUCCGGCGAUUCGAGCGUCGUCGUCGAGGACGAAGACCGCGUCGAAACGCUCGAGCGCGUGGGCGCGCGCGGAGAUCGGGGGCGCGCGCGCGCGGAGAUCGUGGUUCGUGCGCGUGUGGGCGUUCGAUUGGUCGUCCGCGGGGGCGUCGAAGCGCGUGCGAGCGUUCGCGGUGGUCGUAAUCGCGUGCGCGGCGACGUACCUGCGAGACGUGUACGUUCCGGAGCGCGUGCGCGUGGCCGUGGUCGGAACGCUGCCGGAGUGGGUGAAUGACACGGUUUUGGCGCGAUUGCCGGCGCUGGCGUACGUCCCAGAUAGUGGGGCGCGCGGGGUCAUCGGACGCACGAUGGCUUUGGGAGGCGCAGAGCCGAAGCAUCCGGUGGUCAUCGUUCCUGGAUUCGUGAGCACGGGAUUAGAGCUGUGGCGAGGGCAGGCGUGCGGGGAGCACUUUUUUCGACGCCGUAUGUGGGGGACGCCCGCGAUGGCGCGGGCGUUCUUUAGUAAUCAAAAGUGUUGGAUGGAACACAUGCGACUGGACGCGAAGACGGGCUCGGAUCCGGAGGAUAUCCGUUUGCGAGCGGUUCGGGGAUUAGAGGGCGUGGACUGGUUCGUUCCCGGAUACUUCGUGUGGGCUCGAAUAAUAGAGGAACUCGGAGGGUUGGGGUACGACGCGAACACCAUUCACAGCGCGGCUUAUGACUGGCGGUUGAGUCCACACAUGUUGGAGGUGCGCGACGGGUACUUUUCGCGAUUGAAAUCCGUCAUCGAGACGCUCCACGGAGUGAGCGGCGAGCGCGUGGCUAUUCUCGCGCACUCAUACGGCGACACGGUCACUAGGUAUUUCUUCGAAUGGGUGGAGACACCUGUGGCGAAGGGUGGUGGCGGCGGUGGGAAAAAAUGGGUCGACGCGCACAUUCACGCGUACGUCGACAUUGCGGGUCCGAUGCUCGGAAUACCGAAGACCAUUCCCAGUCUGCUGUCCGGGGAGAUGCGAGACACCGCGAUACUUGGAGAGCUCGAGGGUAUGCUCGGAGGUAUACUCGAAAAUGCGAUGGGACGUUUCAUCGGAAGCCAAAUAAAAGAGGUGUGCGAGACGUUUCGUACGUGGGGCGCGCUUUGGGCGAUGCUCCCGCGAGGGGGCUCGAAAAUUUGGGGCGAUGAGAGGUCAGGCACACCGGAUGUCGAUGCGGCGGGUGACUCGGUUAAUUUCUUUUUGCAGCUCCGAGAGAGCGGCCAGUCGAGUGAGAAGAGCUUCAAUCAUUCAAUCAUGAGUGCGACGAGUCUGUUGUUCGAGCAUCUGGCGGAUUCAGUCCCUCACAACGUCGCCGAGUUUAGCCAUUUCCUCGACGAGGCAACGCGCGCCCGUCUGAAAAAGCGUAUUCCGAGUAUCAAGUCGAAGGUGGCGCCGAAUUUCGGUGAUUCGUUGACGAGCCCUUUACCGCACGCACCGAACAUGAAGGUGUACUGCCUCUAUGGUGUGGGAAAACCAUCCGAACGGGCGUACGCGUACGAGCGCGUCGACGACGCGCUCCGUCCGUAUCAGCUCGACGUCGAUCAAUCUAGGAACGGGGUCUUGACGCGCGGGGUGUGGCAGGUCGACGGCGAUGGUUCGAUACCUCUCGUGUCGCUUGGAUACGUCUGUCGUCACUGGCGAGAUAAUCGAAAACUCAACCCAGCCAAUGUCUCCGUCGUAAGCAGAGAGUAUCAUCACCGCGCACUUCCUCUCGGUGUCGGUGGCUUCCAGGGCAAGACGGAGGGCGACCACGUGAACAUCAUGGGCAACGAAGACAUGAUCGCGGACAUCCUCUCAGUCGUCGCCGGUCGCGCCGAGGACGUGCGAGAGCGCAUCGUCAGCGACAUCGACCAUCUCUCCUCCGUGAUCGACGCCCGCUUCGCCUCAGCCAACCCACGCGAGUCGUUUUAG